AAGUCGCUGUGGCGCCUUACUCACCUCUGCUCACAACGUCGACCAUCCUUUCCUCAUCGUCGCCUUCGUUGACGACGACCUCUUGUGCAUAACCUCAGGCAGUACUCUACAUCUUAUCUCACUUAAUUACUGACAUUCUUUAUGGGUCAGUCAAAUUCUCGUGCCCGAACUUCGAGGCCAUUAUCUACUGCUUCAACCCAAGGCCGGGACAGCUCUGCUGUCGACGGCACCCCUUCCAACGACAUCGAACGCAGCGUCUCUCAUGAUAGUCAGCGUGCGGUGACUAAGCGACGAUCCCGACGUUUGUCUCUGCGGAGGAGUGUCUUGGGCCUUGUCUCUCGCUCAUCAUCAUCAACCUCCCUUCCUCAUCCCAAGGAUUCCUCUCCUUCCCGGCGGCCACACCACUCGAUACGUAAACGAUGGCGUUCAUCCAAACGUCUAUCACAUCCUCCAGAUGUCCCUCAGCCUGAGGAAGUACCUACAGCGGCGGACGUGCCGAACCCUCCAGAGGUAGUUGAAAGGACGCUUGACUCAGAACCUGCAUCUAAAGCGGGUCCUUCAUCCACAUCUUCAUCGCAUAAUACGCCAUUACGUGGCAGUCGUCCUUCAACGCCGUUCCCGAUCUCACGUCCGACGACCCCAAUCGCCGAGUUGCCUGUAGACGCUUCAACGGAAGGCUUAUCGGAGCAGGAGCGACAGUUAAGUCAGAACAUCGGGGCAUGGCUCAGCGGGGCUACUCCUCAACCCUCUCCAUCGCCAACGCCAGUACCGGUGCCCCCACAUAACGAGGACAUCGAACAAGAGAUCAACCAGUUCCUAAACGCCGACGUACACGCCAAUGGGGAAGCUACCAGUUCGCCCCCAGUGGUCCCAUCCCAAUCAACACCUGCUGCUACAGAGCCAAACUCGCAACCAUCGCAGGUGCCACGCCAUUUCCCUCCACCAGGAACCCUUGUUGUUGUACAAGGUGUUGUUAAUACAACAGACGCGCCUCAACCCUCAAAUACCUCAAACCCUUCUUCAUCUCGUCCUUCCGAAGGCAACUCUACCUCUGCGCCUGUUCGUCAGCGAUCUGCUUCCCUUCCUCGUUCCCACCAUCGGUUAGACGAGCGACCGAGAAGUAGCCUUGCGUCUUUGCUUCCCCGACCCCAUAGUAUGAUUAGCAGCAGACCUCCCUCCGAUGUCAAUCUUUCACAAGGUCCAGCCACAGUGUCAUCGGAUGCAUCAUCCAAUGACAACCCUUCACCCAGCAGCGAAGAUUCUUCCAGAACCGGCGAUACUCAGGACACCACUCCAAAUACGUCCGAAACGGGGCACCGGGCCUUGUCACCAGGUAGUAUCGACGUACUGGGUACACUCUUAAGUGUCGCGGCUACGGCCACCGCUGCGUCUCUGUUCUCACCAGGUCUUGCUCAAGCCUCCAAUGGUAGCAGCUCUGCCUCACAAACUAUCUCGGGCACAGACCGACCCACGUCUCCCACACCCACCGCAGGAUUGGGUGCAUUAGGCGGCCUUAACGGUCUCUCCGGACUUAACUUUAACCCACCAGGAUCGACACCAGGCGACAGAGACGCUCGUGAACGUAUACGCAAUGUAUGGGAGAGUUUCCGCGAACGUCUGGGUCUUAACGCUCGACCAACACCUGGUACUGGUCCGGUUGGCAAUACUGAUGCAGCAUCAACCAGUAACGCAAGAAUGCGCCCCGGCGAACUCAUGUUGGCGGAGAUGGCAAGGGCGUUGAAUGCGGGUUUGGGCCUUGCAGGCCAGGGGGGACAGAAUGAGCGCCAGUCAGGCGAGCAGAGCUCUGAGAAUGCUAAUGCGAACAGCGAUGCCCCUACCGCUCCCACUGAUAACGAGAGCAACCGGCCUGUCUCGCCUGAGGCUGGUUUCGAAAGGUUCUUGCUGAACCUCCAGGCCGAUCUUAGGACAAUACUCUCAAAUGACGGCGUAACCUCUUCAAAUUCAGAUUCUACGGUAGAGGCGACAUCUCCUGCCGAAAGCACCGCCGUGAGAGAGGAUGCAGACCAGCCACGACCGGAAGAUAUCCCAGUCGCCUCAAGUAGCUCCGAUUCACAAGUACAGGACAGUGCUUGUAAUGGCGAGGAUGAUGAAGACAUACCCGCCCUGCAGACCGAAUCAGAGGAUGAAUCAGAGGAUGAGGAUUCCGAGGACGGCGAAGAGAUCACUGAGGCUGUCCCUCCUCACCCUCGUACUCCUACGCCAAUACCAACAAGUCGUCUACAGCAACAAGCACGGCCAUCUGGAGAUGACGCUUGGGGCACUGACGAUCGCGGUCGACCUACUAUCAAUCUCUGGCGUAUCUAUCGAUUCCAACCUAUUCCAGCUCCGCCUAACCCUAUUACACAUGCUGCACGCACGACCCCCAUACCUGUACCUACUGAACAGGAGUCGACCCCUCUCCCUCAGCCCUCUCCAUCUGAAGCUGAAGCUGACCUCUCGGCUCAAACUUCAACGUCCUCAAAUACGGAGGAUAUGCCUUCCGCUCCAUCAGAGCCAGAGCCCAACGUCGUCGUUCCUGUUAUCGUAGUUGGCCUUCAAUCUGUCGACACGGGCCACGAUCGUGAGCAUGACGACGAUUGGCCUGCACAUGAAGCCACCCGUAAUACUGCAUCUACUGAUGAUGGACCUUCGUUGUCUGCACCAGGCGCAAGACCUCCUACACCUCGAGGUCGAACGUGGCAGUCAAGGGCUGCGAAUGCGCUACGUACUUUGAGACCUGGUCGCAGGAAUGGGUCAACGCGGAGGGCAGCGGAUGUGACGGGCUCUCGGACGUUCUUGAUAUAUGUCAUUGGCGGCUAUUACCCACCAAAUCACCAUAUGGUCACCGGAUCCGAUAGUCUAGAUUCCUAUGAGGCACUCUGGGAACUUGCUGAGCUGUUGGGUCAAGUGAAGCCACCAGUGGCAACGAAGGAAGACAUUGAGAAGUCGGGUCUUCAGAUCAUCAAAGCUUCCGCGAUGAAGCGGUAUGAAGGCGAAGGCAAGAUCUCCUCAAAUUGCAUGGAUCGAUGCCUUGUCUGUUUGGAUGACUUCGACGAUGAAGACGAUGUCCGUGUGAUGACAUGCAAACACGCUUUCCACAGGGAAUGUGUGGACAGGUGGCUACAAGUCGGUCGGAAUAACUGCCCUGCUUGUCGAACAAAAGUGGGUCUAUCUCUAAUGUCUAUAUAUGCGCUUGCUAACCUGCGUCUUAGGGCGUUUCCACUCCAACGGACUCGACGCCAACCCCAGUAUCAUAGGCUUCUUAAACCCUCAUCAUGACAUGCAUGCCAGUCCUCGGACGAUGGAUUCUUUUCUACAUUGCUUUCUCUGCUUUUCUCUGAACGUACACGCUCGCUUGUUGAUUGAUGUAAUCGCAGAUUCCGUUCCUCUUUGACGUAUGUAGCAGUUUUUCUCACAUCCUCAUUAUCAAUAUCCGUCUUUCCCGUCAUUCUCUCGUUCUCAAGUCGGUUCCAAAGAGUGCUUUUGGCUUUGUACUAAGUGUACAUUAUAUUAACGUGUCUCAGUAGAAUCUCCGUCAAUCCGGGGUAAUAUCGUUUAGGCUUCAUGCGUCGUCUCCGACCGGACCUGGUUGACCUGGACUGUCUGCCGCUCUCCAACUUGCAAGAAUAAGUUCUACGACAUCAUCUACACCCAAUCCCUGUUUCACGCUGGUGAAUAUCGUCGGGCCAUCUCCUCUCAUCAUCCUCGAAUCGCGUUCCAUAACUUCCAGUGAUGCCCCGACGUACGGCGCGAGAUCGAUCUAGUUGAAGAUAACCUCCGUUCGGUGAUCUUCGAGGUUUUCAACGAGUUUCGGAUCGACGUACCUUGUUUAUCACUAGUAGAUCCGACUGUGAGAUUCCGGGACCGCCUUUUCUCGGAAUCUUGUCUCCUCCCUGCGCAUUUGAACAUCCCUCAGUAUCGAACUCAAUCGUAUAGCACUCCAGCUGCGACUCACCGAAACGUCAAUCACAUAGAUGAUAUAAUCGGCUAACUCCCUUGAAUAGUUCGCAGCAAGGUUAUCACCUCCACUCUCCACGAACAAUAACUGACAGCCGUAUUUUGCCUGAAGGGUCUCGAGAGCACCCAUAUUCGCACUGAUAUCUUCUCGAAUAGCAGCGUGGGGACAUCCUCCGGUUUCGAUGGCAAGGAUGCGGGAGGAAGGUAGGGCUUUGUUGCGGAUCAGAAAUUCUUGGUCUUCGCGGGUGAAUAUGUCAUUUGUUACGGUUGCUGAAAGUGCGAGAUGAUUAGAUUAUUUGAGAACGGUGACAAGGAUGCA
Molecule: messenger RNA, 4276 nt
Organism: Somion occarium
Lineage: Eukaryota; Fungi; Basidiomycota; Agaricomycetes; Polyporales; Cerrenaceae
Source: the annotation of a GenBank genome assembly